Mercenaria mercenaria is the source of this 1759-nucleotide messenger RNA. RefSeq names its product tripartite motif-containing protein 66-like. The transcript is spliced from 7 exons. The coding region runs from base 152 to 1606 and encodes 484 amino acids. The record is from RefSeq and is a predicted model, not a curated record. NCBI's taxonomy places the organism in Eukaryota, Metazoa, Mollusca, Bivalvia, Venerida, Veneridae. Gene Ontology annotation, molecular function: zinc ion binding; protein binding.
CUGGAUUUCCGGAUAUGAUUGUAUCAACAUAUUUAAUGGUGUAAAUAUCAACAGUGUUUAUCAGAUUUAUUUGUACCGGGUUUAUUGGAAUUCUAAAUAGUUCAUAAAACUGCAUUAACAUUAUACAAGAAGGAAACUAGUGUUAAAAAAUAUGACAGAUCAUAAAUCGAAAUAUAUUUGUGAGCAGGGAUCGCAGGAAUAUAUAGAACGAACGUGUGAAGCGUGCGAAGAUGACGGAAAAUAUACAGCUGCUAGCGGUUGGUGUCGAGAAUGUGAGGAAAAUAUGUGUUCAGUUUGUUUCGGCCACCAUCGUAAGGGGAAAAUCUGCAGAGAUCACGUAUUGCUAGACUUCUCUGAAAAGGUAGCAAAUAGAUCCAGUUCCUCUGAGGAAGGGCUUGUCAAAUGCAAACAGCAUUCCAAUGAAAUAAUAAAGUUUUAUUGUCCAACUCACGAUCAAGUUGGAUGCGCAGACUGUAUUAUUCUGGAACAUAAAGUGUGCAAAAUAGAAUAUAUUCACGGAAGCGCAAUUAAGUUCAAUAGCUUUUGUGAAGACUUGGAAAACAACUUGGAAGAAAUCAAUCGUUUCAGUACACAAGUAACAGGAUGUUUAACAGAUAUUCGAAACAAAAGAACUAAGGCUAGAGAUGAAUUUUCAAGAGUUAAAUCUGAAAUAGAAACAUUUAGAGAUGAUAUUAUCAAGCAAGUGAACAAACUAACCGAUGAAUUAUGUACCCGAGUUGAUGAUUUGCAAUCUAAGAAGAUCGCCGAUAUUGAUAUUCUUGAACAAGAAGCUUAUGAAGUUGAAAAUGAAUUGAUGUCAAUGAAACAUAAACUAGAAUCAUGCAAAGAACACACAAGUCAGUUGUUUAUUGCUACAAAACAAAUAAAACAAACGCUUAAAGAUAUUAGAAACCAGAUGGAUUGUAUUAAUGAUAGAAAUUCACCCGAACAGUACAUUUUUCAAAGAAACGCCACCGUUGAGUCCAUCCUUGAAGACGACUGUGUACUUGGCUGCAUGCAAAAAGCACGCACCAACGAAUACCGUGCAGAAGCAAAGGCACUUGAAAAAGACAUUGAUGCCAAGACUUCUAGUGGCGAAAAGUCUGAGUCCUUGGAAAGACGAUCAUUGCGCAUUGACAACCUUGAGGUUAAUGGGGAAUACUUGAGUUUCACAGAUAGUAGAAAAUACACGUUGAAACUCACAAACGGACUUUUCAUCGGUGAUUUAGGAAUGGACAAGGGAAGCUAUUUCGAAAUAGAAAUUGUAAAAAGUGGAGGAAGUCGAGGGUCCAUAGGUAUUGGACUUGUACCAGCAGACUACCCAAAGCAUAAUUUUCCUGGAUGGAGAAAGGGAUCCAUAGGUUAUCAUUCUGACGAUGGGCGCCUAUUUAUCCAGAGUUUCACAGGAAAACAUUUUGGUCCUGCAUGUUGUGAAGGGGAUAAAAUGGGGUGCGGUAUUUCUCUAACCGACCCAUCGAGUGUAUUUUUCACAAGAAAUAGUAUGAAGAUAGGUGAUGUGCCAUUUACGUACAGCAAUAGAGUGUUCCCUGCAGUUGCUUUGGAUACAUUUGGACAAAAGGUCAAAGUCACACUUGAGGCAAAAUAAUGAACAUGGCGUUCACAAUACAAACAGGCUCUGUAUACAUCUGGAUAAAAGAUGAAGCCCACACCUGAGGCAAAAUGAGGGAUCUGACUUUUGUGUUAAUUUAUUUUUGGAAGAAAUCUAGUGUACUUGCUGCAAAUAAAAGUGAAAUCUAAA